AUGGUGUUGGAAAUUUUGAAAAAUAAUUUUGAAAGAAAAGGGGAAAAUUAUUACAAUAAAAAAAUUCAUAAUAAUUCCAGUAAGUACAAAAAGAAAAAAAAAAAAUUUUUUUUGUUAGAAGAAGACAGUGAAAAGGAUAGUAGGAAUGUAGAAAGUGGAAUUAAUGAAGAAUCAUAUAACAUAUAUGAAUUAUAUGAAAAUAUGUCAAAUAAAAACAAAAAAAAUUUGGAUUAUUCUUUUCCGAAGCUUAACAAAAAUGGAUCUAUAACUAAAUGCAAAAUUGGAGAGUUAUAUAAAAAUUCAAAAGAAAAUCUUCAUUAUGGUACAAACGAAAAUGAUAUUUUCACUGAUGAUAUAUACGAAAACGAUAAUUUUGAUGAUGAUAAUUUUGUUGAGGAUGAAAAUAUAGAAUAUAAAACGUACAAUUCUUAUGCAAAUCCAGAAUCUAAAUUAUUUAAUAAUUAUUCAAGUAUAAACAUAAAAAAAAUGAUUGAGCGCGAUAAGAGAUGUAAUAAACCCGAAAAUAUAUUGUAUAAUAAAUAUAGUUACAGUAGUAAUUAUGAUAAAAAAAAUAUAAGUAAGUGUGAUUCAAACAUAAUAAGAAUUUUAAAGAAUAAGAAGAAAAGUAUUGAAUAUAAAAAAAAAAAUGAUAAUCAUCAAAAAAAAAAUAUUUCGUACAACUAUAAUGGGAAUGUUAGAUAUAAUCAAGAUAAUUAUAAAAAUUAUAAUGAUAAUGAUGAAGAAAAUAGUAAUUAUGAAUACGAUGGUGAUGGCGAUGGAAAUUAUUAUAAUUAUGAAAGUGAGGAUAAAGAUACUGAUGAUGAAGGUGCUGAUAAUGUUGAUGUUGAUGCUGAUGAUGAUGACGAUGAUGAUGAUGAUGAUGAUGAUGAUGAUGAUGAUGAUGAUGAUGAUGAUGAUGAUGAUGAUGAUGAUGAUGAUGAUGAUGAUGGUGAUGGUGAUGGUGAUGAUGAUGAUGAUAAUGGUAAUGAUGAUGUUGAUGAUGAUGAUGGUAAUGAUGAUGAUGCUGAUGAAGAUGCUGAUGAUGAAUAUGAAGACGAAGAUGACAAUGAAAAUGGAGAUAAUGGAGAAGAAAAAAGAAUAAAUGAAUUAAAAUUUGUUAAAAAAAUUAAAGAGAAAGAUGAAAACGAUGAAUAUGAAGAAGAUGCAUUUGAGGAAGACGAUAAUAGCAUUGAAGAAGAGGAAUAUUUAGGAGAUGAGGAAGAAGAAGGAUAUAAAAAAGAAAAGGAUAAAAAUAGAGAUAAUUAUGAUAUUGAAGAGGAAAAAGAAGAAUAUGAUGAUAUAAUAAGAAAGAAAGGAGACGAAGAAAAAGGAAAAAAGAAGAAAAAAGUAAAUGAAUUCUUAGAAGGUUAUAAUAAUAAAAAUAAUAAUGAAAAUAAAAAAAAAUACAAUAAUAUAAAAAAUAUUAACGAAAAUAGACAUAAAUUAAUAAAUGAAUCUAAGGAAGAAUAUCAAAGUUCAAAAAAAAGAGAUGGAUAUUUUGAAAAACAAUUUAUACCUGAUAAAAGAGAAGAAAAUGAAUCAAUAGUUCCAUAUGACAUUUUAAAUGACGAAAUAAAUAAUAAAAAUUAUGAAUUUAAAGUUAUGAACUAUAAAAAAGAGUGUCAAGAAGACAAUUAUAAGAAAAAAAAAAUAAAAAAAAAUCAAGAGUUAUUAAAAUUAUAUAUUGAUGAAAAUAAUAGCGAAAUCGAUUUAACCGAAAAUAUUUUAUCAAACUCAAAAAACAUUGGCAUAGAGAAUAAAACAAAAAAUGAUGUUUUUAGCUCUGAUAAUUUUAAAUUUAAUUAUAAUAAAAAGAUAUAUCAAUCUAUGAAUAAAAGUGAUAAAAUGAUUAAGGAUAAUAACAGUGAUAAUACUAUUAAUAAAAAGUUAAAUUGUAAACAAAAAGAAAUAAUAAAUAAUAUUGACUAUGAGGGAAAUUCGUUAUAUAAAAAUACACAUGAGGAUAGUGGUGAUAUAUUAAAUAGAAAAAACGAUGAUUUAAAAGAAUUAAGAUUUAACGGAGAAACAAUCCAAGAAAUAUAUUCUGAAGAUAAAAAAAAAAAUAAUAUAAAAAACUUCUUAGAUAAAAUGAAAAAUAAAAAAAAUAGUGAUGAUGUUUCUAAAAAGGAAGAUAAAAAAAAUGAACUUUUACAAAGAAAAGAUAAAAAAGAUAAGUUAAAAAUGAAAUUUACUGAUAUUUUAUAUGCUGGGGCAUUAGGACAAUUUUUUCACCGCAGCAAAAAUAAUUUUGCAAAUUCAUUAUCACCUCAAAUUAAAGGGGAAAAUACUUUUGAACCAUCUAAUAAUUUAAAUAAUUUAGAUAAGUUUAAUUUGGAUGAUUAUAAAAUAUCUAAUAUAAAGGAUAAAUAUGAAGAAAAUUUAUCACAUAAAUCAAAGGAUAAAGAAAAAAUAUAUUAUAAUAAAAGAGGAUUAGAAACAGAACUAUAUAACAAUUUCAAUGAAAAAACUAAUGAUGAUAAAAAUAUAUGUUGUAAUUCAAUUAAAGAAAAGUUAGAUAUCAUAAAAGAUGAUAAAAAAUAUAAUGAAUUAACUAAUAAAAAAGAGAAAACCAAUUUCCUGAGAUUUUCAAAUGCUUUAAAUGAUAAAAAUAACCCAAAAAAGAGUGAUAAAUAUGAUAAAAAUAAAAAUUUAUAUAUAGAUGAUCCUUGUAGUUCAAAGCAUAGUUAUAUUAAUGACAUAAACGAAAAAAAAAAUGAUGUUUUCAAAAAUUCUAAUAGCGUAAGAAAUAUUAUUAUAAAUAGGAAUUAUUACAAAAAUAAAUAUGAUAAAAAUUUAGGUGCGAAAAAUGAAAAAAUGAAUGAAAUUGAAAAUAAAAGAACUUUAUAUGCACAAUCAUCCUAUAAAAAUGGUUCUGGAAGUGACAAUAAGACGAAAAGUUUACAAAAUAUCAAAAAAAGGGAAGAAAAAAAGAAACAAAAAUUUAGAAGUAAAGAAAAGAAAAUAGAGGAUAAAAAACAAAAGGAAUUAGAAAUAAAAAUAGAUGAAACGUUAAGUAGAAAGAUGAUUGAGAAUAAUGAAUUAAAGAAUCAUGAUGAAAUUGAUGAAGAAUAUAUAGUAACACCCUUUUAUAUAAAAAGUAAAAUAGAUAAGGUUUUAAAGAAUAGUGAAAUUUUUGAGAGAUCUGCUAGAGCAACAUUUCAACAAUUUGAUAUUAAAAAUAAAAAUUUUCUACAUUUUAGUGAGAUUGAAUCAUUGAUACAAAAAUUAUGUUAUAAUUUGGAGCUUCCUCCUGUUGAUAAAAAUAUAUUAUCUAUAGUAUACAAAGACUAUGAUAGUAGUAAGAACAAUAGUAUGAAUUAUACAGAUUUUCGCCAAAUGUAUUGGGAUUUGUUAAAGCAAAUAAAAAAAAAAUAUUAUCCUACUAAGAAUUUUAAAAUAAAAAGAAAUUGUAUUAUAAGUAGAAAGAAAUUAGGUGGAUAUGAUUAUUCUUCUAUUUAUAACUAUUUAAGCUUCAAAAAAAUACUUGGAUGUGGUGCUUUUGGUGAAGUACAUUUAGUUGAAGAUAAUAUAUGCAAACUAUAUAAAGUUGUUAAGAUAUUAAAAAAAAAGAGCAUGAAAAAUGUAAAAAUAAAUGAAGAAAUUAAUGUGUUAAUAUAUUUAGAUCAUCCUAAUAUUAUAAAAAUUUUUGAUGUGUAUGAAAAUGUUGAUUGCACAUAUAUUGUUAUGGAGUUAUGUGAAGGUGGUGAAUUAAUGAAUAAAAUUAAGAACUCCGAAAAAUUUAAUGAAAAAUACAUAAAAAAUAUAAUGUUUCAGAUUUUAUGUGCUAUAGCAUAUAUGCACAGUCAUAAUAUAGCUCAUAAAGACUUAAAACCGGAAAAUAUUUUAUUUAAAGCAAAGGAUGAUGACACUUUAAAAAUUAUUGAUUUUGGUUUAGCAGAAUUGAUUAAUAAGUCUGAAGGAGUUAGUAAAACAGCUGCAGGAACUGUUUUAUAUAUGGCACCAGAAGUAUUUAAAAAAAAUUUUACAAUAAAAUGCGAUAUAUGGUCAGCAGGUGUAAUUAUGUUUUUUUUAUUCACAAAAAACUUACCAUUUUGUGGAAAUACUUAUGAAGAAGUAAAACAAAGUAUAUUUAAAGAUGAACCAGAUUAUAAAAGUUUAAAACCCCAAUUAUCUCAAUCAGCUUUACAUAUAUUAAAGCUUAUGUUAGAAAAAGAUUAUAAUAAAAGGCCUAUGGCAGCAGUGCUUUUGCACCAUCCGUGGUUUCAGGGUUAUCUUGAUCCAAUUGAAAUUUCUCCUAGCACGCUGAAUAAUAUAAAGUCAUAUAUGAAACAUUCAAAUAUAAGAAACAUUAUAAUUAAUAUAAUGGCACACGAAUUAAGUAUAAUAAAUAAGCAUAUCAAAUAUAUCAAUGAAAUAUUUUGUAAAAUAGAUACAAAUCAUAAUGGAUCACUUAGUCAUAGAGAAAUUUAUACUGUUCUGUCAAGUGCAGGUAUAAAAAAAUGGGACAUUAAUAGAAUUGUUCAAGCUUUAGAUAUUAAUGAUAGAGGGAAUAUAACUUACACAGAAUUUAUUGCUGGAUGCUAUAGAUGGAAAAAUAUAGAACCAACGUUUUUAAAGGCAGCUUUUAAUAAGAUAGAUAAGGAUGAGGAUGGUUACAUCAGUAAAAGUGACAUUGUUACAUUGGUUCGAGAUAAGGAUAUAGACAGUAAUGAUAUUGAUAAUUUUUUAUCAUCUGUGUAUAGCAUAAAAAAGGAUAUACCUAAGGACAAGAAAAUAAAUAAGGUAAGUUUUGAAGAUUUUAAGGAAUAUAUGUUAAGUACAUUUUAG
Molecule: messenger RNA, 4788 nt
Organism: Plasmodium relictum
Lineage: Eukaryota; Apicomplexa; Aconoidasida; Haemosporida; Plasmodiidae
Gene: CDPK6
Product: calcium-dependent protein kinase 6, putative
Exons: 6
Coding region: 1-4788 (1595 amino acids)
Biological process (GO): peptidyl-serine phosphorylation; protein autophosphorylation; intracellular signal transduction
Cellular component (GO): cytoplasm; nucleus
Molecular function (GO): ATP binding; calmodulin binding; calcium-dependent protein serine/threonine kinase activity
Source: RefSeq, a predicted model, not a curated record